Molecule: messenger RNA, 519 nt
Organism: Lasiodiplodia theobromae
Lineage: Eukaryota; Fungi; Ascomycota; Dothideomycetes; Botryosphaeriales; Botryosphaeriaceae
Exons: 2
Coding region: 1-519 (172 amino acids)
Source: RefSeq, a predicted model, not a curated record
AUGCCUUACUCCAACUACAAGCGCUUCCUCGUCGCCCGCUUCCAUGAAGCCCACCGUUUGCUCGGCGAUCCCGACACCAUCGAGGAUGGCGCCGACAUCCUUCGCGACCUGCUGGCAAGCCGGCCGUCGCCGGGGCCGUGGCUGUGGAUGAAGUGCCACCUCGGGCUCUCGUUCUACGCCGACGACUUCUUCGACGCCGAGGCCAACUUGAUCGCCGCGCAGCGCAUCUACGAUGAUCUGCGCACGCAGCCGCCGGAGAACCGCUCUGAGGAGCGCGCUGCUCGGCUGCCUGCGGUUGGUCGGGGUCUCGAGCAGUCGCGCGCUCGCAUCAAUGAGUGGCGUCAGAACAUCAUCGACGCUGGCGCCGCUGGAGAGGCUCAGCUGCAGGACGAAACUGCCUCCCAGACAACCCAGGAAAUGACUUUGACUGAGAAUGCGGAUGAGCUUGCUUCGGUGGAAGAUGCGGAGAAGGUCGACGACGACGAGAAUAUCCAGCUGGCACAAGACUCCGCAACUUGA